CGGGCCCCGGGGAGGGCCCUGUCUAUGUUCCCAGGUUGGCUGGUUCUGGCCCUCCUGUCCGUGCUGGGCGUGAGUACUGAAGCCUUCGAUGACCAACUUGUCAAAUGCUUUGAAGACCCCCAGUAUGAAGAGCUGAUACAGCUGGCUCAAGAUGGGCUGAGGCAGACAGCUGAAAGAAAACGGAUAGUGGUGAUUGGAGCAGGCAUGGCUGGGCUCACCGCUGCCAAGACUCUGCAGGACGCUGGCCACCAGGUGACUGUCCUGGAGGCCUCAGGGCGUGUAGGUGGCAGAAUAGAGACCCAUAGAGUUCCUGGAGCACAGUGGUACAUAGAGCUUGGCGCCAUGAGGAUUCCUGUCAACCACAGGCUCUCUCAUGAGCUCAUCAGGAAGUUUGGGAUGACCCUCAAGGAGUUUUGCCCCUACAACAACCAGACCUGGGUGCUGGUCAAUGGAGUACGGCAGCGCUUGGGGGCUGUGCAGGCCGACCCCAGCCUACUAGGCUACCCGGUCAGAGCAGAUGAGGUGGGAAAGACAGCUGAACAGCUCUUCAAUGAAUCACUGAGAAAGGUGGUGGAGGAGCUGAAGAACAGUAACUGCAGCCAGAUGCUGGAAAAGUAUGACUCCUUUUCCACCAAGGAGUACCUGAUCAAGGUGGGGAACCUGAGUCGUGGGGCAGUGCAGAUGAUCGGGGACCUGCUGAACACAGACUCUGGCUACUAUGAGGCCUUCAUAGAAACUCUACGCGGCAUCAUCUCCUUCUUUCAGGAUCCCAGGUUCUAUGAAAUCGUUGGAGGCUUCGACCAACUCCCUCAGGCCCUGCAUGAUGCCCUCUUGCCAGGGACAGUCUUGUUUCGCUCACCAGCAGAGGAAGUAGAGGUAUCUGGAGACCAUGUCCAUGUCACCUACAGGACGCCUGACCCUCUGCAACCCAGGUCACAUCUGACUGCCGAUUUUGUGGUGGUGGCCUGCACUGCCAAGGCUGCCCGGCUCCUCCAUUUUAGGCCACCCCUCUCUCUCAACAAGGAGGAUGCACUACGUUCAGUUCACUACAACAGUGCCACCAAAGUGAUCCUGGCCUGCACACAGCGUUUCUGGGAGCAUGAAGGCAUUUCCAGUGGCAAGUCCAGCACAGACCGCCCUUCCCGCUUUAUCUACUACCCCGAUCACAUAUUCCCCAAUGGCACAGGGGUCAUCCUGGCUUCCUAUACUCUAGACGAUGACUCCAUAUUCUUUGCUGCCAUGGACCAUGCCCAGGUGGUUGAUGUCAUCUUGAAUGACCUAGCCGCUGUCCAUGACCGCCCCAAAGAAGAGCUCCGGGCCCUGUGCCCCUAUUCCACAGUCAAGCACUGGAGCCAAGAUCCUUAUUCCAUGGGAGGGUUCACCUUUUUCACUCCUUACCAAUAUGUGGACUAUGCCCAGGAGCUCAGCCAUCCAGAAGGGCCGGUCUACUUUGCUGGUGAGCACACAGCCCUGCCUCAUGGCUGGAUUGACACAGCUAUCAAAUCAGGACUCAGAGCAGCAAAGAGUAUCCAAGAGGCUGUGGAUUUGACUUUGACAAAGGACCCUGGGGACACAAAAGAGGCCUACUCCAAAAGUGAGCUAUAG
Molecule: messenger RNA, 1605 nt
Organism: Sciurus carolinensis (gray squirrel)
Lineage: Eukaryota; Metazoa; Chordata; Mammalia; Rodentia; Sciuridae
Product: L-amino-acid oxidase-like
Exons: 7
Biological process (GO): amino acid catabolic process
Molecular function (GO): L-amino-acid oxidase activity; polyamine oxidase activity
Source: RefSeq, a predicted model, not a curated record